AUGUUGAAAGUCGUUGGUGCAUCGUGGCAAAAAACGCGGAUAGGGACCUACAUCCUUAUCGGAGCUGGUCUGUUGGUCAUCGGAGCCUUCUUUAUUGGGUAUAUGGAGCGGCCGGAGUACGAUGGCACCUAUUGUGCCACCGCUCUGUGGACCAAACAGGUCGGCUUCCAGAUUGAAAACUGGAAGCAGCAGAACGAUCUGGUCAACAUUCCCACGGGAGUCGGAAGGAUUUGCUACAAGAAUUCAGUUUAUGAAAAUGGAUGGGCUCAAAUCGAGGUGGAGACGCAACGAACCUAUCCGGAUUGGGUGCAGGCCUAUGCAGCUGGAAUGCUAGAGGGCUCGCUGACUUGGAAAAACAUCUACAAUCAGUGGUCCAAUACCAUUUCUUCUUCCUGCGAGCGGGAUGAGAGCACCCAGAAGUUCUGCGGUUGGCUGAGGGAUCUCUUGACCACCAACUACAAUCGCUUGAAAAGGCAGACCGACAAGGCUGAAAAUGAUCACUAUUGGCAUCAGUUGCACUUGUUCAUCACCCAGUUGGAGGGUCUGGAAACGGGCUACAAACGUGGAGCAUCGCGAGCACGGUCCGAACUGGAGGAGGAGAUACCAUUUUCCGAUUUCCUUCUGAUGAAUGCCGCUGCCGAUAUCCAGGAUCUGAAGAUCUACUACGAGAACUAUGUGCUGCCCAACAAUACGGCGGGUUCUGAGGAAUCCGGAACCGAUCAGCCGAAGAACUUCUUCUUGCCGAGUGCCUCCAUGCUGACAAAGAUUGUCCAGCAAGAGGAGUCGCCACAGACACUUAUGCUGCUUUUCGGUCACAGUACGGCAGGUAGUUACUCUUCCAUGUUGAGGAUCCAGAAGCGCUACAAAUUCCACUACCACUUCUCGCCAAAGCUAAGGAGCAACACCGUGCCCGGUGUGGAUAUCACCUUUACUGGCUAUCCCGGUAUUCUAGGAUCCACUGAUGAUUUCUACAUGAUUAAGGGCCGCCACCUUCAUGCAAUCGUGGGAGGUGUGGGCAUAAAGAAUGAGAACCUAGCGCUGUGGAAGUCGGUGGACCCCAAGAAGAUGGUGCCUUUGGUGGCUCGUGUCAUGGCCGCCAAUCGGAUUGCGCAGAGUCGUCAGACUUGGGCCAGUGCAAUGGCCAGGCAUCCAAUCACCGGAGCCAAGCAAUGGAUCACUGUCGACCUGAACAAGCUAAACUCCCAGGACAAUCUGUAUAACGUUCUGGAAGGCGAUGAUAAGCACGAUGAUGCCCCGGUGAUCCUAAACGAGAAGGAUAGGACAGCCAUUCAACAACGUCACGAUCAGCUGAAGGACAUGGUGUGGAUUGCCGAGCAGCUGCCGGGAAAUCUAACCAAGAAGGAUGUGACUCAGGGAUUUCUGGUGUCCGGCAACUCAUCCUGGCUGGCCAACGGAGUGCCGUAUCACAAGAAUGUCCUGGAGGUCAGUGGCGUGAACUACAGCGAGGAUCAACAGCUGUCGGCGGCCGAUGAGGAGGAGUUGACGAACCUUAAUGCGGUGGACAAGUAUCUGAGGACCCAUGGCUUCCGUGGAGAUCUGCUGGGCAGCCAGGAGUCUAUUGCCUAUGGCAACAUAGAUCUGAAGUUGUUCUCCUACAAUGCUCGUUUGGGAAAAAGUGAUUUCCAUGCCAUCGCCGGACCCAUCUUCCUGCGCAUUCAACAUGUCCAGCCAAGGGCGGUGGAGGAUGAGGGCCAAAAUGGUCUGCCCCCCGCUGCCUCCAUGGGUGAUGAACGACUAAGCGUGAGCAUCGAGGAUGCCGACAGUCUGGCGGAAAUGGAACUCAUUACGGAACGGCGGCCAGUGCGAAAUGAUAUGAGGGCCAUAGCCAUGCGAAAGAUUGGCAGCGGUCCCUUCAGGUGGUCCCAAAUGAGUCCCGUGGAGGAGGGCGGCGGCCACGAGGGACAUCCCGAUGAGUGGAACUUUGACAAGGUCUCCCCCAAGUGGGCGUGGUAGGCGCUGAGGAGAAACUUUUCCACCCGUAGAACCCAAUCGAAUUUGUACCCCAAUACCCACCUCCAUCCAUCUGAAAACUGGAAAGCAAUAAUUGUUUAGAUUCAAUAAUUAGUGUAUCGUAUCGUCCCCUGUGUCUCGUUUAGUUAAUGUGUUCCUAGUUGGUACACAUCUUACGUCCAUAGUCUUUUAGUGUGUACUGUACCUAUGUGCGUGCGGCGUGCUCAAUCCGUCAAUUGUUGUCUUCCAGUUAUUUCACUUUUUAUUUCAUGUAGGUCUUGUGUAAAUUAGCAACAAAAUUGUAAACUUAUUUUUUAGCAGCAAAUUUUUGUACUUUAGUAACUUUAUAAAAGAAAUACACAAAAAAAAACACAAAAAUUAUAA
Messenger RNA from Drosophila gunungcola (fruit fly), 2355 nucleotides. RefSeq names its product putative phospholipase B-like lamina ancestor (gene lama). Gene Ontology annotation, molecular function: glycerophospholipase activity. Gene Ontology annotation, biological process: phospholipid catabolic process. The transcript has 3 exons. Bases 1 to 1974 code for a protein of 657 amino acids. Lineage: Eukaryota; Metazoa; Arthropoda; Insecta; Diptera; Drosophilidae. The record is from RefSeq and is a predicted model, not a curated record. Gene Ontology annotation, cellular component: extracellular region.